AAGAAGAGAAAUAGCAUAGUUGAUGUAGUUUCGAAUAGCGCCUCCGGAAUUGAUUCGGAUCUCAUUCUCGUUAAUGGGUGGUUCUGGCUUUGACUUCUCUACUUUCUGGUAUCUAUCCAUCGGCUGUUUGUUGGAGGAGAUAGAGGGGAAGGGGAGGGGAAGAAUACCCUGAUUAAACCCUAGCAGAUGAGCGAAACAGCAAAGGGAAAGAGAGAGGGUAAAGGCUUUAAAACUCUUUCCUUGAUAAAAUCAUUGUAGUUUAGAUGAUACGUUAAAAAGAAAAAUCAGAACCAACAGAAACUGAUGUAAUAUAUAUAUAUAUAUAUUUCAAUUUCUCUUAUAUUUCUAUCUUCUGUUUUUAAAGCCAAGAAACUAAUCAACAAAAACAUAAAGAAAUAAAUAUAAAGGUGAAGGAAGUGAGAAAAGAGGGAGGAAACAGAAGGCAAAAGAAUAAGGAAAUAUGAAAGGAGGGUUGAAGAGUGUAUUUGGUAGGAACAUUUGUGGGUUCAUUUGGCGUGUAUUCGAAGACAGAGUCAUCCAUUUAAUAAUACUGAAAUGAGAUAGUGAGAGCGCGACUGAGAAAAAAACGAAAGAAGAAUUUGUAGGACCUAUGUUUGACCCUUCCAUAUAUAGCCUUUUUUUGUCAUUAUUUUGGCUGUAAAUCCAUAUCUGAUUCUUCCAGGCCUUUUCUUUUCUCUCCCUUUCCCCAAAUACUCCAAAUCCCAAAAACACUUAUAAUUUCUUCUGUUUUUUUUUUUUUUUCUCUUAGUCACUCUCUCGCUGUCUCAUUACUGUUAGUAAUAUGCUUGUAUCCUUGAUCUUAAAGUCAAAAUGGGUUCUCAAGACUCGAAGGAAUACGAAAUGGCGGUGACUCUUCCAUCAAAUACGCCAGUGGAGGGAUGCGAAAUCAACCCAGACGUUCGUGUCAACUACAGAGCAUUUCCUGCUCUUCAACCUCUUCCUCCAUAUUCCCUCACUUUCAGCUGUGGAGGUGGUUUCUAAAUUCUAGGUAUCGUGAGGUGGUUUGCUCUGUGCACCCUUCUAAGUUGGCUACUGUUCAGUGUAUGUCCUGUGUAAAGCUAGAGAUUCCAGUUGACCAGAGUUAUCAUUGCUCUUCGCAGUGCUUCUUAGAUGCAUGGCAAAUGCAUGUGAAGCUUCAUAGUCAUGCAGUUAAAACGGAAAAACAGACUGCAACUGGUGGUCAACAAGAAUUAAGAAGGCUUAGGAGUUGUGGCUCAUGGCCAGACUUCAGUGCCGACCAAUUAUUUGGUGAAAAUACACUGGUGGUAGAGCGAGAAGGGAAAGUAUGGAUCAAGGUGGGCUCUUCUAAAACUUAUAAACCUUCUAAAGAAGAUGUUGGCUUCACUCUUAGGCUGGAAUGUGUGGCUGUGGACUAUGCUGAGGGCACUCAGUUGGCUCCUAUCAAUAUCAUAGUGACUGAUCCUGUGAUUACUUUCCCUCCUCGUUGUCCUCGCUGCAUGAUUGAAAUUGGAAGUUAUAUGAAAUCUCAUAACAUCCAUUUCAAAUCCCAGACUUCUGAUAGUUUAACAUUUAGUGUGCUAUCAUAUAAUAUCCUUGCUGACAUGUACACUGGUAUGGGUAAGUACAGUUACUGUCCAAGUUGGGCUGUUGUUUGGGAAUACCGCAAGCAAAAUUUGCUGCAAGAGAUCAUUGGAUAUGAUGCUGAUAUUAUUUGUCUUCAGGAGGUGCAAAGUGAUCAUUUUGAAGGUUACCUUCAACCUGAGCUGAUGAAAUGUGGUUAUUCUGUUAUGUACAAGAGGAAACGAACAGAGUUGUAUACUUCUAGCCGCCAUUAUAUAAGUGAGGGAUGUGCAACUUUUUAUCGCCAUGAUCUAUUCAAAGAAAUCAUGAAAUAUGAGCUUGAGUUUGAUCGCAGGGCACAGGUAGUUGUUGAAGAUUUGAAACCUGAACUCAAACAUGUGGGCCAUAUUCGCCUAAUGAAGGACAAUGUUGCACUUAUUGUCAUAUUAGAAGCAAUAAGAGAUGGCAGCACCAAUGAUGACCUUCAGUUUAGAAUUUGUGUGGCAAAUACCCAUAUACAUGCAAACACUGAACUGCCAGACGUACAAUUAUACCAGGUUGCAAACCUUGUCCGUGGACUGGAGAAAAUUGCCCAAUCAAAAAUUCCUCUAUUGAUUUGUGGAGAUUUGAACUCUCCUCCUGAAAGUGAUCCUCAUAUGCUUCUUGUUAGAGGCAGAAUCAAUUCUGUUUCUGGGGAGAGAACUGAUCCAUUGGGUAUAUAUCAGAUUCUCAAGCUUGAACACUCAUUGGCUCUGGCUAGUGCAUAUGCAUCAUUUUUCCAUUUGAGAGGGAUUGAUGAAAAACAGUUCAAUAGGAUGAGCCUUGAGAACCAUGAGCCUUUAUUUACCUACUUCACUUCGGGAUUUGCUGGAACCUUAGAUUAUAUUCUCUACACAGCGGACAGUUUGAGGGUUGAAGGUUUAUUGGAGCUUCUCGAUUUUGAAAGUGUGGGUGUUGGUCUUCCGUCACCACUAUGGUCAUCAGACCACGUUGCCCUGAUGGCCAGUUUCAGACUCAAACCGCAUUCUGCCUCUGAAUCAUGGCCAGCUCUUCCUCAGGAGAUCUGAUAGCAACUAGAGACAUGGUAGUAAUUACAUCUGUAUGAAAAAUAUUAGAAGAAACACAGAUUAUAGAAUCAAUCUCAAAACACAGUAGCAGGCAAUGUUGUUUACAAGAUACUUUCUGGUAGUCUUGCUACCUAAUUUCGUAAUCCUGUAACUAAUACUGAUGAUUACCUUUGAACUUCUUUUUCCUUUUAUCUCUGCCAUAUGUAUGAUUUGUCAGCAUUCCAUACCAGUCUCAAUUCAUCAUUUCUGGGUGAAG
Messenger RNA from Theobroma umbraticum, 2865 nucleotides. Its product is annotated as carbon catabolite repressor protein 4 homolog 1-like. Lineage: Eukaryota; Viridiplantae; Streptophyta; Magnoliopsida; Malvales; Malvaceae. Gene Ontology annotation, molecular function: 3'-5'-RNA exonuclease activity. The record is from RefSeq and is a predicted model, not a curated record.